CUCUUUACUGUAUGCUUGUACGGGUUAGAAUUUGCCAUCGAGAUUCUAUCCAGAAUGUCAUCUUUUGAUGUCAAUCAAAAAAAUGCGUGUGGACAUGCCGGUCUUUACCUGGCCUCAGCUGCGGGUCAAAUCCGUGUAGUGGAUAGUCUAUUGAAGCUAGGUGCUGAUCUCACAAUUGAAGGUGGACGCAACACUACUGCACUGCAAGCUGCAUGCGCCAACGGCCAUGGACACAUUGCGCAACUCAUCAUUGACUUCCCAU
Molecule: messenger RNA, 262 nt
Organism: Bipolaris maydis ATCC 48331
Lineage: Eukaryota; Fungi; Ascomycota; Dothideomycetes; Pleosporales; Pleosporaceae
Source: RefSeq, a predicted model, not a curated record